AAACAACCGCGGCAAGAAAGAGGAAAAAAAAACAUGACGUCUUCAUCAUCUUGGAUUGAAGAAGCGGAUGCGUUUGUCCGUGGGGGGAUGGAGUACUGGCGUCAAGUGGGUGAAUCCGAGGGGUUCGAUGUCGAGGGUAUCUCUGCACCACAAGGGACCCUUGUACUGAAGGUCGUCAAGUGUGAAGGAAGUAUGUUUCAGCAUGAAUAUCGUGUCGACCUCUACGCUAAGUUGGGGCUUCAUCGUUAUAAUAUCUUGAAGGGGACAAACUUUCAUCUCGAUCACCUAAUCAAAUACAACAAGUUGAUGAACGCCUUGUCCUCUUACUACAUUACUUUGGUCGCUUCCGAUCCAGCUAGUGGCUCCGUGCUAACCUUCCAGGUUAAAGUUGACCAAAAUUGGCUUCACCGUUUAAAUUUGAUUGUCUCUGUUGCUAGACCUAAAGGGACCAUGGAGCCGCUCCCGCUUCAAGAUGACCUGAAAGCCGACAGAGUGCUUCAUGAUUUACACGAUGACGAUGGAUUGUCUGCGUGGCCUUCAGAGGAUGCUUUCAAUGAUACAAACCGAUUUCACAUAAUGGAGGAAUCAGAGUUGCUAGACACUGACUGGAUUCGCCUAUAUGUGGAACUUUUACUUUGUUCAAAGGAUAGGUUGCUCAGAGACAGCGACUUGUCCAAGUUGAAGAUUGUGAAAGUGGCGGUAGAAGCUAGUAAUGAAGACGUGGAGCCGCCGAGUGAGAGACUCAACGCCGCCAAAAGCGCAACUUUCUACAUACCUUUUCGCUUGGCAAUUUGGGGGAUUAGAGAGCAUGUUGAACGAAGAGCUAUAGUUAGAAGACUCAUCAGUGAGCGUACAGGAAACUUGAUCCUCCUUGAUGCUCUGGCCCCUUUUAAGAAGGAAAGAAGACAUGAUGAAACGCUAUUGCAACCCUCGUUGGGCUACUCACGUCCCAAUGGGCGCUUGUCCCGUUCCCUUUCCCCGUUUGAUAUAUUACCCUUUGAGCGUUUUAAGCGUUCGCGUUCGGAAUGGCAAGAUCCAUCUGAAAAUUAGGAUGAGAUGAUGAUAAACUAUUUAAUCGUCUUCAGACUUCAGUGUUGUUUUAUGCGUUUGGACUGCUAAGUGGUUUUGUAUUUAUUUUGUUUUUCGUGUUCGUUCUCCUUGUUUAUGUUGAAACUUGAUACACUCUGACUCUGCAUUGUCCACCGACUUCACAAGUAGCUGAAAAUAAAAUACCACUUUUG
This is a messenger RNA of Camelina sativa (false flax), 1241 nucleotides long. Its product is annotated as UPF0725 protein At3g19520-like. The record is from RefSeq and is a predicted model, not a curated record. Lineage: Eukaryota; Viridiplantae; Streptophyta; Magnoliopsida; Brassicales; Brassicaceae.